UACUUGGUCUUUAGUGGGAAACGUGGAAAAUGUCAUUACAUACUGAUAGUUGCGACAUCAAACUAUCUUCUUAAACAAUUGACCUACACAAAGGCCAGAAGUUCAUGUAUUUCGAUUUGUGUGAAUCGUAAUACUGUAAGCAAUAUGGCUUCUUCCAUAGUUGCUGCAGCUACUGUUCGUGCUGUCAAAGGCAGAAAAAUACUUUCUACACGAGCUGCACUUACUUUGACACCAAACGCAGUGAAGAAAAUCAAGGAGUUAUUGAAAGAUAAAAGCGAAUAUAUUGGUCUAAAAGUCAGUGUGAAGCAGCGAGGAUGUAAUGGCCUUAGUUACACUCUUGAUUACACCAAAGAAAAAUCGAAAUUCGAUGAAGAAGUUGUUCAAGAUGGUGUUCGCAUCAUGAUAGAUAAAAAGGCACAGUUAUCUUUGUUAGGUACUGAAAUGGACUUUGUAGAAACUAAAUUAAGUUCUGAAUUUAUUUUUAAUAAUCCAAAUAUCAAAGGAACUUGUGGAUGUGGAGAAAGCUUCUCUGUUUAGUUAAUUUAGAGAAUUAUAGUCAAUAUUUAGG
This is a messenger RNA of Habropoda laboriosa, 568 nucleotides long. RefSeq names its product iron-sulfur cluster assembly 1 homolog, mitochondrial (gene MagR). Gene Ontology annotation, molecular function: 2 iron, 2 sulfur cluster binding. The transcript is spliced from 3 exons. Gene Ontology annotation, biological process: iron-sulfur cluster assembly. The coding region runs from base 145 to 537 and encodes 130 amino acids. The record is from RefSeq and is a predicted model, not a curated record. Lineage: Eukaryota; Metazoa; Arthropoda; Insecta; Hymenoptera; Apidae. Gene Ontology annotation, cellular component: cytoplasm; mitochondrion.